CACUGAGUAAAGACGUCGGUAACUUUCAGUGUUCAUUUGUAUUUUUAAAGCAUUCCAGUUGUGGGACAGAUUCUGUUCGUUCUCAAAUUUUUCAUCAUCUGGGAGUGCAGCUGCGUGGGGCUGCAGUAGCGUUUUGUAUUCAUGUAUAAAUCAAGGGUUUGAAGAAGGGAGGAAGUAAGUGUUUACUUUUUCAAGGAUUAAUAGAAACCAGGUGGACUCCACUUCUCUGGUUAUUUUCACUUCAAGACACACGGAAAGUAGGCUUGGCUACUACCUUAUUUGGACAUCAAAAGCCGCAGAUGUGUGCGAAAUAAACUGCAUGCUUUUGGACUCGAUAGUUUCUCCUCCUGUUGUUUACGGAGCUAAAACUCGGCAUGGGGCCGGCUGGAGCUUUCCUGUCAAAGCGCAGCGCCGUGUGAUCAUCGGCAGUCAUGAGGCUCCGCUACCCGGAGUGGUUUUAAUCUGGAGCCUCGCUUCCCCUGACGUGGAAAACCUUUGCCUGCUCCAGUCUCUGCGGUAUUCCUGGUUGUGAAACUGCGCCUGGAUGUUGGCGCACACUGAUCCAACUGAUUACAUUUAAUUUCCGGAGCGCGUUUGUGUUGGAAACUUGGAAACUAUGCUUGUUUUUAUGGAUUUACUCAUCUCAAAUUUUCUUUAUGAUGAAAUCGCUGACAUGGAUAUAGUUAUUUACUUUACUAAACAUUUUUAUCUGUUUUAAGUAGACACCCCAAAACGGUACUGGAGACCGUUUAAGCGUAGCAUGAAACUUGGGCAUCUAGUCGUCCCGCCGCUGCCUAACUUUCAGAAGUGCGCUUUUAGUCCAAAUACCUUUCCUAUCACUUUUUAACGGUUUCUCGCCGUGCGCUCGAGCGGGAUGCGGGGUCGAAGCCAACAUUCCAAAUGAUAUGCCGCUUGUCCGGAACCUUCAAAGCUGCAAGAGAAGCGGGGAUGUUCUGUCGGCAGCUUUGGACGCUCCGCCGUCGCUGUUGUCCGCGUUCAGUGCUGCUCGUAGGAGUUGCGUUAUGCCUCGUCUACCAGACCCUGGCGGUCGCCCGGAGUCGGUUGAAGGCUAGCCCUACCGUCUCUACCCUGCCGAACAAGUCAACGGAGCCUGUCGAACAGUUUGGGCAGUUAUUGAUCAAACACCCAGAGCGCCUUAAUUCUGUGAUUGGAGCUUUGAAAAACGAAUCAUCAAAUGUCCAGCUGAGCCCGUCGGGGAGUGGCAGGAAGGCGGUGGUGCUGAUUGGUCAGCGCGUCGCCGCGGAUACGGAGGUGCAGCUGUACCUGCGGGUCCUGCAGGAGCAAGGCUACGCAGUCAGGGUUUGGCGCUACGCGGAGGCCAGCGCUGCUCUGCGGCGGGACGUGGGCGCUCCAGGUGGCAGUGACUGGGCGCUGCUGCUGUGUGUGCCGGGCGGGUCUGAGAGGGUCUGCAGCAGCAGGGCGGAGUCUCCGCUCCUCCAGCCUCAUCAGAGGGUGAGCGUCAUACCUGAGCUGGACCGGGCGUUCUCUCACCUGGCCGGGCUCUGCCGCUUCCAGAGCGACAGCAGGCUGUCAGGACUUGAAUUUCCCAUCAUUCCCUCUGCCUGUGAGCAGCGGAGAGACGGCGGAAGCCCAGCCACACCGCAGUGGACCCCACCCCACCCUCCCCUGGGCCUCGCCGCGGGACGCGGGUUCGUUGCCAUGGUGAAAGUGUACGUCCUCGUCACCUCGGUGACGCCCCUCACGGCCUUCCUCCACCCCACCGGCCUGGUCAGGACGGACCUCUCCAGCAGCGGCUACGUCUCCAAGCUCCAGCCCUUCCUCAUGAAGCACCUGGGAGCCGACGCCCCUCUGGCCCUCGCCAGCGUCAGGGAGGCGGUGGGUGGAGUCCUCCUGGCUGCCACGGCGACCGUCUCAGCAUCCCAGCCCCGAAGCAGGUGCGUCCUCUGUUUCCAGCUGCUGACGUUCACCCUGCACUUCAACGGCUCUCUGCUCCCCGAGAUCGUCCAGGUGCAGAAGGACUUGCACUUCGAGGAUCUGGAGGACCCAGACUUUGAAGGCCAGAUAACCAAAGAGCUCAUUCUAGAAGACGCUCUCAAGUUCCUGCUUCCUCCGACCACAGAAAACCCCGACCUAACGAAGCUCUUCUCUGAGUCAGGCACUCCGAUUGGAGAGAAGUACGGUGGCUGUGUGGGGACAAACGGAGCCUGUCUGCCUCCUGGUGAGGCACAUCUGCUCCUCCAGUUUGCACACCAGUUGAGAACGGGGGGGCCCUUUAAACUGCUCUACCCCGCGACCUCUCCUGGCCUCACCGCCCUCCAGCACCAUCUCUCCCAGAGGUUCCGCACCGCAGGGAAUUCUGGGACAGGAGUCCUCCUGGCGGGGCUGUUGAGCUGGGUCCUCAACCAGACAGGGAUGGGUGAUCCAGAGGGACCCAGAGGAGGCACUUCAGCAGAAGGUUCCCCAAAUUCCCUGUUAGAGAAGUAUUACUCACAGCGGUCAGACUGUGGUCACGACAGGUGCUCGGACCCCCACCUGCGGCAGGUGUACACAGACCCCCCGCUGGCCCUCAGCCCCCCGUUCAGCCCCGGGGUGAGGGAGUACCAGGCCGAGGUGCCCUUCGACACGGUCACCGUGAGGAUCAGGGCGGAGCCUGUGGACUGCAGCUGCCAGGUGCACCUGGACGAGCGCAGGGGGCCCAGAAUGGCUAACUACCCCGUGGGGCUGGGCAGCAGCAGGAUCAGUAUCCUGGUGACGGACGAGUCGGAGGCGGAGCCUGUCAUCAUGACGAUCUACACGCUCAGCAUCUACCGGCAGACCCGGCCCAGCCUGCCCAUGUUCAGCGAGCACGUCACCUGCGGCUUCCAGCAGGACUGUGGGCUGCUGGUCCAGCCCGACCGCCCCUGCGGUUUGGAGCCUCUCUCUGGGACACCAUCUCCAGGCGAGCCCCAGGUUUAUGAUCGGGCCUGUUCUUCAGGGGAUGCUCCAGGCCGGUGGGUGGUUCCUUGUCUCAGUUGCUCUGACAACCGUACCUGUGACUGGCGGGAGGUAUCCUGGCAACCCUACGGCUGCCGCCACCCGGUGCUGACCCGGCCGCAGCUGCAGAGCUGCUUGAUGGACAGGAAGGUCCUCUUCAUUGGCGACUCCACCAACCGCGGGAUGAUGUACUACCUGAUGGAGCGAGUCAACGCCACGCUGCAGGACUGGGACAAGGCCCACGACACCAUCGUCUACCACAACGUCAACCAGGGCCACACCCUCAUCAGCUACUCCUACUACCCCCAGUUCUGGCUGGAGAAGGCCCGGAGGCCCACCUUCAAGAGGGCCCUGGAGCUGCUCAUAGAGAGGUCCCGCCCCCUGGAGGACUCCGCCCAGACGGUGCUGGUUGCCGGGGGCGUCCAGUGGCUGAACACCAAUCACCUGACCAUCCUGCACCAGGUGCUCAAGAGGGAAAACCUGCUCAACAUCCUGGUGGUGGUAAAGUCUCUGGGAAUGGGCUUUCAUCUUCCGGUGGAUGGGAUUCGCUCACUGUCCCUCCGUGGAGUGCAGGAUCUUUACAGCGUGAACGAGAACAUUCUCACAGCUGCAAAGCACUAUGGGUAUGAGGUCAUUGACACCUUCCGCAUCACAAUGGGGCGCUACAAAGAGUUCCUGCAGGGGAAGUGUGCCUGCCAUUUCCAUGAGGUUGGGAGGCCGGCGUCCUCCCCAGCGCCGCUGCACAGACAGAUGAAGCUGUUUGGGCAGGGGGAGGAGGGCGGAACCGGCCCCAGCACGGCCGGGCCUCAGCAGGACCAGCGGCCCGGACCCGGACCCGGCUCGCCCUACCACGUGCACGGCCCUGUAAACCAGGUUUACUCUGAGAUCCUGCUCAGCCGCCUGUGCGCCAGCCCGAGAAACAGCACCCUGCGGCCUCACUGACAGCCUACGCACCGCGCUGUGUGAGAGUGUGAGAGUGUGAGAGUGUGAGAGUGUGAGAGUGUGAGAGUGUGAGAGUGUGAGAGUGUGAGAGUGUGAGAGUGUGAGAGUGUGAGAGUGUGCGAGAGUGCGAGAGUGAGUGUAUUACUUCCAUUAUCCAGUCAACCUAUGGGGAGGGAGGAGCCAAAAAUGAUUGGGGGGAACUGAUCGUGACUCGGCUGAAAGAGGACCUUUACGGCACUGCUCUGCAAACACUUUAGCAAGAGUGUGAGACCAUCCCGCCAAACUUCACCAGCCAUUCCCGCCAAUCAUCACCAGAUAUAACCACCAACAUCACCGCCAAUCAUCACCAGAUAUAACCGCCAACAUCACCGCCAAUCAUCACCAGAUAUAACCACCAACAUCACCGCCAAUCAUCACCAGAUGUAACCGCCAACAUCACCGCCAAUCAUCACCAGAUAUAACCGCCAACAUCACCGCCAAUCCUGCCAAACACCACCCGCCACCAUCAGCGUUAUUGCACGUGCUGGUCCAGCCGGUCAGUUAGGUAGUGUUGCCAUGGAGAUGGGACAGUGUUCUUAAACCCAGUGAUAGUGAGAGGCUUCUGGGAACUGUGACGGGUGCAGUAAUUUAGCACAACCCAGGAGCAUAUAUGAUCUCUACAGCUAAUCCCUGGGAAUUUUAUUUUGACAAUGGGGGGCGGCUAUACACAAUGAAGAUGUAUGGGGAGAAAAGCUAACGCUAGGUCUAUUGCCGUAUGUUACCUUAUAGCUGUUACAGCAUCCCAAAAAAAAAAAAAACGUUUUGGGGGCGUCGUGCGAACUUGGUACACGCGCACUACGGAGGCUUUCGAUGCCAAAAGCGCUUCUCAGAGCCGUUUUUCCAGUGUGAAAGAGGACUUUCACAGACACGCUGCACACGUCUGGUGAAAUCCGCUCCUUUAAACCCCGCAUACCUCAAUCUUUCGCGUACGUUUCUCAUGUAUUCCAAACCAAAGGUCUUUCUGCUAAUUUUUUUAUACUGUCAUACAAAUGUCUUAUCGUGCCUCUAUAUAAUAAUUUUACAUUUGUAUAUAUUUUUAUACAGAUUAAUGUGCCUUUGUUAAUGCUCAGAGUAAAAUAUGUUUACAGAACGGUUAAUUGUAUGUACGUGUUUAUAUGUUCUAUCGGUUGCUGCAUGGUAAAGAUUAUAGAGUUGAGGUCAUUGGGCUCAGUCCAGGAAUUGGUUGUAUAAAUAAUUUUAUUUUUACAUAAGUAUAUUGAAAUGAACAUCCAGGAAGUCAAUUGUGUGUCAGAGUGUAAAGAGAGAGACUUUUAAAUCUGGAUUUGACCCCAUCCCUUUGUGUUGUGUGUAGACACGGGGCGUGAGUGACAUUUCGUAUUGAAAAUUAAUAUUCCGACAGAUGCAAAGUGAUUUUUCCAGCAGUAUGAAUGGUAUCGUAAUGGUUCCGUUGCUCUAGACGUAGUCGGUUAAUAUUUCAGUCGAUCUGGCUUCGGCUCAUAACUGAAAUUCCACAUGCCGUUUUGAAGUCGCUUUUCAUUUCAAUGUGAUCAUAUGUGCGCGUUAUACCAUAUAAAACAGGAAAUAUAUUCGGCAGCUUAUGUUUUGAUCUGUAAAACAUGCGUAAUAUGUCCAUGUAGCUCUACAUGCUUACAUUAAAAUGUAUAUUUUCCUAUG
Molecule: messenger RNA, 5571 nt
Organism: Anguilla rostrata (American eel)
Lineage: Eukaryota; Metazoa; Chordata; Actinopteri; Anguilliformes; Anguillidae
Gene: cped1
Product: cadherin-like and PC-esterase domain containing 1
Exons: 22
Coding region: 901-3897 (998 amino acids)
Source: RefSeq, a predicted model, not a curated record